Molecule: messenger RNA, 1092 nt
Organism: Episyrphus balteatus (marmalade hoverfly)
Lineage: Eukaryota; Metazoa; Arthropoda; Insecta; Diptera; Syrphidae
Product: RWD domain-containing protein 2A
Exons: 2
Coding region: 146-1030 (294 amino acids)
Molecular function (GO): protein binding
Source: RefSeq, a predicted model, not a curated record
UCGACAUUUGGUUUUUAGAAAAAAUGCAGUAAACAAAAGAUCUGCAGGUUGUUUUUUUGCGCAAAGUGUUUAACUUUGUUUAUUUUUAUUUCACCUACAAUAAAUUGAUUAUUGUUAUAAAAAGUAGUUUAUAAGUGUUUUCAAAAUGGACCUUACAUCAAUUAACGACUCCCAAAGUGUUCUCUUCAAAGCUUGCAUAUCUAAACAACUAGAAGAAAUAGAUCUUCUCUCCUCAAUCUAUUGCAAUCCUAAUGAAAUGACUAUAUACGAUCCAGGUGUAAUUAGUGAUUUCAAUGAAUACCUAAAGGGAUCAUCGAUUCCUCUGCGAUCAACGUUAGAUUUUGCAAUUGCCAUCUCAACGAGUCGCGGUGACAAAAUUGAUAUUCGUGUGGAAUUACCUCAUCUGUAUCCUGUCAUUGAAAAUGCCAUUGUUACCAUUCGCAAUGCUUUGCUGUCCAAGCCACAAGAGUCUUUUGUCAAGUCACAAAUAGAAAACUACAUUGAUUCUAUGGACAAAUCGGACACGUAUAUGUUUCAAGUAAUAUCUUGGAUUCAAGAACAAAUCGAUGAUUUCCUUACUAAAGACACGAGUGAUCUUGAGCUGGAGAAAAAAGAUCAUCACAAUGAAAUUGAUGAUUUUGAACGUUUAUGGAUAUAUUCGCAUCACAUAAAAAGUCGUUGGAAACGUCAAGAAAUUGUCCGACAAAGUCGUGAUCUAGAUUUAACUGGUUUCUUGCGACCUGGUAAACCAGGAAUCAUUUGUGUUGAAGGUCUGAAAAAGAACACUCAAGAAUUUUGGAGAAUCAUUAAAUCCAUGCAAUGGCAUAAGAUCACUAUAAGGAAAAGUGAAGUACGACAAAAAGCUGGCGAAAAGAUGGAAAAACUAAGAAGAUUCGAUGGAUUUCGUGAGGAGCUAUUCAGUGACACAGGAGAUGAUGAGGGUACAAAAAUCAGCAUGUCACAGUUUAUAACGUUUUUAGAUAAACACAAUUCAGGGUACAUAAAAAAAGAGCUGUUUGGCUUUGAAUAGCAAGAUCUAUAGUUGAUGUCAUUUUGUAUAUAACAUGUAUGUAAAUCAAUAAAUGUGAAAAA